Molecule: messenger RNA, 3732 nt
Organism: Monoraphidium neglectum
Lineage: Eukaryota; Viridiplantae; Chlorophyta; Chlorophyceae; Sphaeropleales; Selenastraceae
Exons: 11
Coding region: 1-3732 (1243 amino acids)
Molecular function (GO): DNA binding
Source: RefSeq, a predicted model, not a curated record
AUGGCGAACAGGCUGCCGUGCGUUGCGCCCGCUCCCGAUCGUCCGCGUCGAUCGCGCCAGCCUUCUAAAAAAGCGCUUGAGGGCCAGGGCGCGAAAGUAAUCCGUGUGGGUCAGCCCACUAGGGCCAGCUUCGUGCCGCGCCGGCAUGGACAGCCGCUGAGUGCCGCCAAACUCGGCGCCAAGCGGCGCCGCAGGGACGACAACAGCGACGCUGACUGGCGCAGCAGCGACGGGGAGGAGGAGGAGAGCGAGGAGGGGCCAGAAAAAUCAGAGGACUUUGAGGAAGAGGAGGACGAGGAGGAGGCGGAGGAGGAGGAGGCAGGGGUGGGCGCGUCACGGCCGCGCCGCCCCCAGCAGCGCUCAUCAGCUGCUGCCCUCGCCUCCUCGGCGCCAGGGCACGGCGGGCGCAGACAGCGCGCACAGCCCGAGGGGCAGGGGCAGGAGCAGCAGCAGCUAGAGGUUGCAGGUGUCCUGACGGCGGCUGAGCUGGGGGAUAUUGCCCACGAGUCCAAGGGGAUCAAGCGUGCCGCGUCCAUCAGGACGUACAGCUCCCAUGAUGCCAAGUUUCACCACUUCCUCAAGAACGACGAGAAGGGUGCUGAGCGGGCGGUGCCGCUUGACGACAACCUGCUGGGCAGCGCGGGGCUGGGGCUGGCUGUCCGCUACAUUACGUGGAUUGGCAAGGGGAUGCCCGGCAUGGAGUAUGCUCGGAAGAAGGAGCAUCUGACCAGGGCGCUGGUGGAGGGCAUUCAUUCAGCGCUGCAGGCGAUGCACAGCCGGCAGCUGCUGGAGACUGGCGAUGGCCACCAGCAGAUUGGGAUGGGUAGGCUGACUGACCAGCUCGCCUACAAGACCAAGCUUGAUAGCAUCAAAGCUGGGAUCAGCAAGAAGGGCGACCGCAGCUACAAGGACGGCGACGCCCAGGAUGGCACGUGCGAGGACACGUUCUCCGAGGUGCAGUACCAUGAGCUGCUGCACAACAUGAUGCGGUGCGGCACGGCCGCCUCGGACCGCAACCAGGCCGUCUUCACUUCCCAGUUCAGCUCAGUGGGCCGCUCGGACGAUGCGAGGCGCUUCUACACAUGCGACCUCGUCAAGCCCCGCGUCAUUGAGGCAAUUGGGCCCUCCACCUGCAACCUUCUGCCCAUCGUCACGAAGAACGGCAAGACGCAGAGCAACGGCCGCCUGGCCUACUGCGGCGCGAUCAGGGCGCAGGACCCGCUGGAGUGCAUGCAGCGGUCACUGGGGUACGACUUGGUGAGCAGGUUUACGAUCGGCAAGGAGCCCUUCCCCAUGCCGGACGACGAGGACGCCUGGAACAGGACCGCCCUCUUCCAGGGGAGCAACCCGCAGCAGCCAAUCUCGUACGCGCAGCUGCACGCCAGUGUGCUGGCUGCGUUUCUGGCGGUGGGCAUCUCUGUGGCCAAAAAGACCCACGCCUUUCGCGUGGCAGGCGCCCAGCGGCUUGACGCACGCGGCGUGGAUGACAUGGUGAUCGCGCGCUUUGGCAAGUGGCUGUAUGCGGCCAUGUACAAGUCCUACCUGAUGUUCUUCAAGCCAGAGGGCCUCCUGGCGAUGGGGAACUGGCCCCGCGCUGCUCAGAAGGACUUUCAGACGUACUGGCACCCCCGCUUCAUGGCGGAUGUGGAGGAGAGCCUUGUGAGCAAGAUCAUGCCCUGGCUGGCACCCCUCAAGGAGGCCGUCACCGCGCUGGACACCAAGGCCAAGGCCUCCCACCGCAGUGUGGUUGCGGCACUGGAGGUCCUCGCCGUUGUGGUUGUGCAGGACGCUCUCGUGCUGGCACCCAAGUACCCAGACCACAAGGUUCACCAGCUGCUGCGGGAGUCUGAGCUGUUCAGGGAGAAGGAGGCCCAGUUCAAGAAGCUGCUGGACGGGGGCAAGUUUGAGCCGUACCGCCCUCGCUCCACGCGUGAAUUAGCCCUUGGAUCAGCGCUGGCGCUGCAGCGCAUCGAGGGCGCCAUCACCUCCGGCUGCCUGCCACGCGGCUGGACCGGCGGCCGCCAGCGCAUGGGGCCACCUGUCACUGCAGAGGAGGAGGAGCAGCGGGCUCACGACUCGGCUGAGCAGCUUUUGCAGCGGAUGGACCAGCAGCAGCUUGACGCGGGCAGAGAUGCUGCUGCACAUGACGAGGGGUUUGACGGCGAUGAGGCUGCAGGCGACAUGGACAGCGAGGGCGAGGAGGGCGAGCCCCGAACGCCACGCAGGGCGCGCGGUACCGCCUUGCAGCUGCAGCAACAACUGCCGCCGCCGCACCAGCAAGCACCCCAGCCGCUGCCGUCGUCGCAGCAGCAGCAGCAGCAGCGGCGGCGGCGGCGGCAGCAGCAGCAGCAGCAGCAGCACUGGGAGGAGGAGCAGCAGCAGCAGCAGCCCUGGGGGGAGCAGGCUGCAGCGCAGACGCAAAUGCAGCAGCAACAGCAACAGCAGCACUGGCGGGAGCAGCAGCAACAGCAGCAGCAGCAGCAGCAGCACUGGGGGGAGCAGCAGCAACAGCAGCAGCAGCCGCCCUGGGGGGAGCAGGCUGCAGCGCAGACGCACAUGCAGCAGCAGCAGCAGCAGCAGCAGCAGCAGCAGCAGCAGCAACAGCAGCAGCGGUACUGGGCGGAGCAGGCUGCAGCGCACACGCAGCAGCAGCAGCAGCAGCAACAGCACUGGGGGGAGCAGCAGCAACACCAGCAGCAGCAGCAGCCCUGGGGAGAGCAGGCUGCAGCGCGCACGCAGCAGCAGCAGCAGCAGCAGCAGCAUUUUGCUGCUCGCCAACAUGCAGCCUUUGCAGAGCACCAACAACACUACCAGCACACCUUUGGCGCAGGCCUGCCGCUGGGGUGGCAGGCGUCCCCAGCGCACGGGCUCACCGGGUUCGCCUCAUCGUAUGCAGGGAUGGCGCCCGGGCUGCACUAUGGGCCUGUCUUGGGGCCAUACGGCGCACCAGUCAUCGCGCCUGGAAUGGUGAUGCUCCCCGGCUGCCCGUUCCCAGUGCCGCUCUCAUCCCUCUCUUCAGUCAUGGGGCCGCCCGCAGCAUACAGCGCCAUGCUGCAGCAGCCGCCGCUGGUGCCGCAGCUCGAUGACCCUGCCACAUGCGGCUUUGGCGUUGGCGCCAGGGGACCCAUGCCUCUGGCGCAGUUGGCAGCGGCUUCUGCCGACAUAGGCUUUGGUCCUGCUGCCGUGGCUGGGGGUUUGGUGAGAGAUCCAGCUCAGCAGGAGCAGGGGCAGCAGCAGCAGCAGCAGCAAGAGCAGCGGCAGCAGGGGACGCAGCGGCAAACCUGCGCAAAGGGGGGUAUUGCAAGUGCCAUCCGUCCCUUCCCGCAGCUGCAGUCGCUUCCCACGCUGCUCAAGCUGUGGGCGCUGUACGACCAGGGCGCUGCCGGGCAGCCGGCCCUCAAGGCGCUGGAGGCGAGCACAGAGGACCCAAAGCACACGUGGCGGAGGGGCGCCGACAUGCGCAAGCGGUGGCACGAGAUCAAGCAGUUUGUCGCGGCGGUGCAGCAGCGGGCAGCAGCGGGGUCUGGGAGGCAGCUGAUGACGGCGGAGCAAGUGGUCAGGGACAUGGAGGAGCACCGGAUGAGCAUCCCCGCUGCUUUGCCACAGUAUGUCAAAAAGAAGCUGUGGACAACAAUGGGCGGAAGCGGUGGCAGUGGUGCGGCGGGGCUGGCCGGUGGGCGCAGCAACAACAGCGGCACUGCCGCAGCAGCCGCCGCCAAUGGUGUAGGCUGA